AUGGAGGCGCUCGGCACCGCGUCGUUCCCGGGCAGCGGCCAAUACCGCAACUGGGUGAGCCACUCGCCCCUCUCCUACUCCAUCGCGGCCGCCGCGGCCGCAGCGGCGGCGGCGGCGGCCGCGCAGCAAGCGCAGCCUCCGGGCUCCUUCUCGGAACGCUCCUCGGCGGGACACCACCAACACCACCAACACCAACAACACCAACAACAACACAACGACCACGACCACGGCGGCGGCUGCUGCUCCCCGGAGCCGGACAAGGCUCUGGGCUGCGGCCACGGAGGUGCAAGCCACCACCACCACGGUGGAGGGGGUGGAGGUGGUGGUGGUGGUGGAGGCCAACUCCUGCGGCCAGGCCACCCGCACGCGCCGCUCCACGCGUCCAACCCCGUGCACGGCAGGGCCGCAGAGUCGCCCGUGGCGGCGGGAGGGGUCGGUUCGUCGUCCGCCGCGGACGACGUGUUCUGGGCGAAAGAUUACGGCUUCUACCACCAGUACCACCAGGGGUACGCGGGCGCGUACCACCACCACCAGCAGCACCAGCACCAGCCCGUGUCGCCCUACCUGGACGUGUCCGGCAGGGCCGACGCCGCGUUCCUGCACGCUGCUCAGGACCCCCAUCAGGCGUGGGCACCUCAGCCCGGCGCGUUGUGGUCCCCGCAGCACGCAGGUAACCGUGGGUGGGUGGUGGUCGGAGGAUGCGGAGACGCCCCGGGGGGGCAGCGACGAGUGCGCAAGAAGCGCGUCCCGUACACCAAGGGGCAGCUGAAGGAGCUCGAGGCGCACUACGCCGCCUGCCGCUUCGUGAGCAAGGAGACGCGGCGGCUCAUCUCGAGCGAGACGAGCCUCUCGGAGCGCCAGAUCACCAUCUGGUUCCAGAACCGCAGGGUCAAGGACAAGAAGGUGCGCGCCAAGCAGCGAGAUUGA
Lethenteron reissneri (Far Eastern brook lamprey) is the source of this 927-nucleotide messenger RNA. Its product is annotated as homeobox protein Hox-A13-like. Gene Ontology annotation, biological process: regulation of DNA-templated transcription. Gene Ontology annotation, molecular function: DNA binding; DNA-binding transcription factor activity, RNA polymerase II-specific. The record is from RefSeq and is a predicted model, not a curated record. Lineage: Eukaryota; Metazoa; Chordata; Hyperoartia; Petromyzontiformes; Petromyzontidae.